This is a messenger RNA of Diaporthe batatas, 951 nucleotides long. RefSeq lists its product as uncharacterized. The coding region runs from base 1 to 951 and encodes 316 amino acids. Gene Ontology annotation, molecular function: hydrolase activity. NCBI's taxonomy places the organism in Eukaryota, Fungi, Ascomycota, Sordariomycetes, Diaporthales, Diaporthaceae. The record is from RefSeq and is a predicted model, not a curated record. The transcript has 2 exons.
AUGGAUUUCAGUCAAUUUGCUACUCCAACUCCUGAAUGGCUCGAGUAUGCUCGAACGCAUCCCCCACCAUCAUCGGCCGCACCAUCCAUAUCGCCACAUGACAAUGAGUCUUUGACAAAGCUGCGCAAUGCCUCAAAUCUCGAUCGUUCCAAAUGGUCGGCUCAAAAGCUCAUCGAGCAUGAUCUAGUGGGACAAUUCAUUACUCGUGAUCAUUUGGUCCCAACCCAGGAUGGCAACUCUAUUCCACUGCGAUUUUACUACCCCAAGUCAAAGUUUUCACAGUCGUCAAAUGAAGACGGUGGACCAGUGAGCGGGGCUUGUUGCUCAGCUUUCAUCCACAUUCACGGCGGCGGGUUCCUCAACGGCUCGCUCGACACAGAGACCUACAUCUGCGCGGCUAUUGCAGUCAAGCUGGGCAUCGUCGUCGCGCACCCGGAGUACCGCCAUACGAAUGAUGUUUCCUUCCCAGUGCCACACGACGAUGUCUGGGAUGCAUUCCAGUGGAUUCACAGCCACUGCUCAGAUAUUGGCAUAGACCCUUCGAACAUGGUGGUUGGGGGACAAUCUGCGGGCAGCGGAAUGGCAGCAUCGCUGGUGCAACGUGAAGUAAAUGGAGCACGCCAGGAGGGCAGGUCAUCACGGAUCAAGGGACAGGUGCUGACGAUCCCGUGGCUGGCCCACCCACUUGCCUUUGACAAGUCCCGGUUUCUCGACGAGUCUGUCAUGUCUACCACACAGUGCGCCAACGCUGUCGGGCUGUCCACUGAGAAGCUGAGGUGGUUUGCCAGUCUUCUCGGGGCCGAAGAUGUUUUCUCGGAGAAAUUGAACCCUGGCUUGAAACAGGGCUCUGCUCUAGAGGGUAUUCCAAAAGCAGCAUUUCUCGUAGCUGGCGGAGAUCCGCUGAGAGACCAAGGACUGCUAUAUGCGAAGAACCUGGAGGAUGCUGGGUGA